ACUAGAGGCUGAGCCGUCGAGUGGCGUCGAGUGUCGGCCGGUCGGAUGUCCGCGGAGGGCGGCGACUACUCGCCGUGUCCGGCGGAGGCGCUGCCGGAACUGAGCGCUGCCGAGCUGGCGAUGAGCCUGUCGCCUAAGUCGGCGCUGCUGCAGCAGAACCUGUCCCAGCUGCAGCUUCAGCACUCUACCCCGUUCUCCGUCACGGAUAUCCUGUCGCCGAUAGAGGAGUACCGCAAGCUGGAGCUGGCGAACAACCCGCCGUCGCCGUACAGAUCGAAUUCAUCAGGUAGCAGCAUCAAUUCCCCACUGGGGCCUUCCUGUGGGAUGGCGGCCAACCCGUAUGCGGUGCCGCUGUAUGGCGGAGCCCCCGUCCAGGGCUACGGCUGCGCCCCGUCAGACCUGCCGCACUACGGAGACAUGAGAGGCGCGGGCUGGUACCCUGCCUCUAACGACCCCAGGUUUGCCAUUUCCAGGCUAAUGACGUCCACGUCUGGCGGGAUGGGCCACGUCAACAACAUGGGAGGGCUAGCCGCGUGUGCGGGACCUGACUCCAAGCCCAUGCAGUUCCCUCUUGCCCAGAGGAGGAAGAGGAGGGUAUUGUUCACACAGGCACAGGUAUACGAGUUGGAGAGGCGGUUCAAGCAACAGAAGUAUCUGUCAGCGCCGGAGAGGGAACACCUUGCCUCACUCAUACAUCUCACGCCGACACAGGUCAAAAUAUGGUUUCAAAAUCACCGGUACAAAUGUAAGAGGCAAGCCAAGGAGAAGGCGAUGGCGGAACAAAAUCAACACAAUCAGUCAUCAUCAUCGCCCCGACGAGUGGCAGUUCCCGUCCUGGUGAAGGACGGGAAACCUUGUGGCUCUGGGGAGUCAUCAUCACCAGCGCACAGCCACUGCGCCACUCCGACGUCCGGGUACUCUGCCCCGCAGCCCUCGCAGGCGGCGUGCAGCAACCCGCUCGUGUCGUCAUACCGCCAGCCCGCGGCCUACCAGCAACAGUGCUCUGGGUACCUGCCGCUACAGGGCCGAGCCUGGUAGAAGUUCCCACAGCUUUAUCAUGAGACAAUGUUCAAGGAAGAGAUGUAUUUCGAUUAAACUCAAUUGUUUUCUUAGUUUUUGUAGACUCAAUGAUUUCCUUGUCGUUGCAUUCUUAUUUAGUGUUGCAGUGAGUGAAAUAUUCUCCCAGAAAUCGGGGUAAAUACAAAGAAUAAUUGUGUCAAUUCGUUUAGGUUAUUUUGUUGAUUGCAAACUGUUCGAUGUGUAUUGAUUUUGUUAUACAUAUAGGAACCAACACUAAAUACAUACGUUUACUUUUUAAAGUGGUAUGUAAAGUAUAUCAUGUCUCGUUUGUUAUGUCUCCUCUAAGAACACUGUCUCGGAUGAAGCGACGUGGCUAGAGCUACAAAAAAGAACAUUGAUUAGAAAAAUAGUGAAAUUUCGAAAGUGUUGAUGUGAAACGUGGACAUAGUCGGUAACUACCGCACAACGGGAGGAGGGUAACGUGUACAUAAUUAGCAAUAGCUUUAGUUAAGCACACGUGAGGAUUUGAAUUGAUUCUUUGUGAUAUUUUUUUACUGACAUGAGAACCUGAAUGAAAAAUGUUUUUUCGCAAUAAUCGCACGUUAACAGGAGAAGACGACCUUGUGUUAGUUUUGGUGUUGGACUUACAAUUACGAUAAACAGAGUAUAAAUAUUUUUUGUUCAGGUUUUAAAAUAAGAGUGCCAAACUUCCAAUAAUGUCUUCGUUUUGUUUGACAACAGCACAUUCAUUUGUUUUUUGCUUAAUUAAUGUAAUGACUUUGACGAGAUGUUUCAUCACCUUCCAACCUGCGGAUAGCAUUGCCUACAGCCAAAACACACUUUGAAAAGGUUUUAUAAGAAAAUGAACCUAAUGUCUAUAGCAAUAAUUACUUGUAUUUAAUGAAUCUUUUUAUACUUAUGUGGUGGUGAAACUGUCAUCGUCUCUUGUAGGUACAUUACUGUAAAUAACUGAUAAAGAAGUAGCUAAUUGUUGUGUGAAUAGAAACUAAUUUAAAAAGAGUCAGUGUUUGCGUGUGUAGAUACUAUCUUAUGUAUAUAGUUGUGACCGCUCCUAGCUAUCGAUGAGCGAAUUCGGGAGGCAUCCCUUGUGCAAUUUAAUUUCGGUUUAAACUUGGCUGAUGGAUGAUAAUUUCAAAAACUAUUGAUUUAAUUUUUACGUAUUGGUUUUCGCUUUUUAGUUUUCAAUGAACAAAUAAGUACCUAGAUAAUACCCAGCCAAGUUAAAAUAUUUAAAUUGAUCUUGAUUAUAGUUGUAACCACUUUUAUUACCUACAAGAACACUAUUAAACAACGAAUUUAUAGUAAUAAACACAAAUGUUUUCUAUCGCAUUCAAGUAAUAUUGUGAGUUUAUUUCUUUAUUGCAUUCCAUGCUUUUUUUUUUAUUCGAUAUUUUUUUUUAACAUUUAAUCAGAGUUCUGUUUAUUUAUCACACAAGAAACACAUUACUUAUUCCCUCAAUAUGUACUUAAGUCAAUUUUUAUUAAUUUAAAUCUGCGAAUUGCUGCAAUGUAAAUAUUAAUUUUAAAAUUAGUGAAGAUUUUUAUUGAAACAUUGGCAACAUCGUGACAAGAUGGCGGUUUUCCCCACGUAAUGUCCGAUGUCAAAUAAUAGCAAUAAGAAUUUAUUAAAAAUUAGAAUAAUUCGUCAGUUGUAACAAAAUGGAGUUGUAAUUAACGUUUUUCAACUUAAUUUAUAUGUUCUGAGAAAUUAGGUCGAUGUAUAAUUUGUAGGUUUAGGGGGAGUUAAUAAUUAAUUACGAUAAUUAUAAAUAAUAGUAUUAAUGAGAAGGAAUUUGUAACUAUAAUGAAGAAGGAAGGUGUAAUGAAUUUCGAUUUAUAAAAUUAAUAAAA
Messenger RNA from Spodoptera litura, 2892 nucleotides. RefSeq names its product thyroid transcription factor 1. Gene Ontology annotation, cellular component: nucleus. Gene Ontology annotation, molecular function: RNA polymerase II cis-regulatory region sequence-specific DNA binding; DNA-binding transcription factor activity, RNA polymerase II-specific. The record is from RefSeq and is a predicted model, not a curated record. Lineage: Eukaryota; Metazoa; Arthropoda; Insecta; Lepidoptera; Noctuidae. Gene Ontology annotation, biological process: cell differentiation; regulation of transcription by RNA polymerase II.